AUGUAUGGAAUGUUGUAUGAGAGUGUCCAGCACUAUGUGCAGAAAGAAUACGGCAAAGAAGUUUGGUCAAAAGUUUGCCACAUUGUGGACUGCAAGCACAACAGCUUUAAGACCCAUCAGAUAUAUCCGGAUAAGCUGAUGCCAGAUUUCGCAGCAGCUCUAUCCGCAGUAACGGGCCAGUCCUUUGACUUUUGCAUGAACUUCUUUGGCAAAUGUUUUGUGCGUUUCUUCAGCAACUUUGGUUACGAUAAAAUGAUACGCUCCACGGGUCGGUAUUUCUGUGAUUUCCUGCAGUCCAUCGAUAAUAUCCAUUUGAUUAUGCGCUUCACCUAUCCGAAGAUGAAGUCACCCAGCAUGCAGCUGACCAGCAUGGAUGACAAUGGAGCGGUUAUAUUAUAUCGUAGUGGUCGCACCGGCAUGUCCAAGUACCUCAUCGGGCAGAUGACGGAGGUGGCCAGUGAGUUCUAUGGCCUGCAGAUCAAAGCCUAUGUGAUCGAGAGUCAGAAUGAUAUAUCCGGCGGCACUGCUGGACCCAUUAAAUUGACAGACGGUCCUCUAACGGUUAUAGUCAAAUAUCGGCUGGACUUUGAUAAUAGAGAAUAUAUGGCCAAGCGUGUGAAUACUGAAGCGCAUCCUUCGCAGUACAGGAUGCCGCAAGUAAACUUGAAUGUGUUCCUGGAUCUGUUUCCUUUCACGAUUGUCUUAAAUCAUGAUAUGAAGAUAACGCAUGCUGGCGAGAAAGUUGUUGAGACGUGGAUAAUGCACAAUCCCGGAGUCAAUCCCAAGUCCUUCAUUGGCACAUAUGUCAUGGAUCUGUUUCACUGCCGUCGCCCCAAGGAUACCACCAUUACCUGGGACACUUUGAUUCAGAUGCGAGCGGUGCUCUUCGAGUUCGAGCUCAUACGCACCGGGCAUAAUCGAGCCGCCUAUGAGGCUGUGCUCAACAUGGACCUUGAGAACUAUGAUGACAUGGUCCUGAACGAGGCCCAGACUACAGCGCUGCAGAAGACCAAGGAUUUAGCGGAGAAACUGGAAGAGGAGUCUGGUGACGAGCGGGAAAUCGAUCCGGCAACGGGCGAACGCCGAUCUUCGGAUGGUGUUCGCUCCAUUCUACUCAAGGGACAGAUGUUCUACAUUAAGGAUGUGGACUCUUUGAUCUUUCUGUGCAGUCCUCUGAUAGAGAAUCUUGAUGAGCUGCAUGGGAUUGGUUUGUAUCUAAAUGAUCUAAAUCCACAUGGCCUGAGCCGUGAACUGGUGAUGGCGGGCUGGCAGCAUUGUUCCAAGCUAGAGAUGUUGUUCGAGAAAGAGGAAGAGCGCUCUGAUGAGCUGGAAAAAUCUUUGGAAUUGGCGGACUUGUGGAAGCGUCAAGGCGAUGAGCUGUUGUACUCCAUGAUACCCCGUCCCAUUGCAGAACGCAUGCGAUUGGGACGUGAACACGUCUGCCAGAGCUUUGAGGAGGUUUCCGUCAUAUUCAUAGAAGUCAUGAAUAUCUACGACAGCGGCUCAAAUAACGUCCAAGAAGCCAUGCAGGCUGUUAAUACGCUCAACCAGGUGUUUUCAGCAAUAGAUGAGGAGAUCAUAUCACCAUUUGUCUAUAAGGUGGAAACUGUGGGCAUGGUCUAUAUGGCGGUAUCCGGAGCACCGGAUAUCAAUCCUCUACAUGCCGAGCACGCUUGUGACAUGGCGCUGCGCGUUAUGAAAAGGAUUAAGUCCCACAAUCUGCCAGAUGUGGCUAUUCGAGUAGGUAUCAACUCGGGUCCAGUCGUCGCUGGGGUAGUUGGCAUGAAGGUGCCGAGGUAUUGCCUGUUUGGAGAUACUGUGAAUACGGCCUCACGCAUGGAGAGCAGCGGCGAUCCGUGGAAGGUGCAGUUGUCCGGUUAUACGGCCGAAAAGGUGCAAACUGCGGGCUACAAGGUUGAGUCACGCGGUACAGUUAAAGUCAAGGGAAAGGGCGACAUGGAAACCUUUUGGCUUGUGGAAGGACCUGAGGAAUGAGAAUUGAGAUAAAUAUACUAAUUAAUGUACUCGUGUAAUCUAUUAUGAUAUAUACCAAUGCACACUUAGUUGACGUAAUAAAAUAUGCCCUCAUGUGGAGCACCCUGCACUUGA
Drosophila grimshawi is the source of this 2109-nucleotide messenger RNA. Its product is annotated as soluble guanylate cyclase 89Da. NCBI's taxonomy places the organism in Eukaryota, Metazoa, Arthropoda, Insecta, Diptera, Drosophilidae. Gene Ontology annotation, biological process: response to oxygen levels; nitric oxide-cGMP-mediated signaling; cGMP biosynthetic process. The transcript has a single exon. Bases 1 to 1995 code for a protein of 664 amino acids. The record is from RefSeq and is a predicted model, not a curated record. Gene Ontology annotation, cellular component: guanylate cyclase complex, soluble. Gene Ontology annotation, molecular function: heme binding; guanylate cyclase activity; oxygen sensor activity.